Molecule: messenger RNA, 2535 nt
Organism: Diutina rugosa
Lineage: Eukaryota; Fungi; Ascomycota; Pichiomycetes; Serinales; Debaryomycetaceae
Gene: SNT1
Product: Snt1p
Exons: 1
Coding region: 1-2535 (844 amino acids)
Biological process (GO): regulation of transcription by RNA polymerase II
Cellular component (GO): Set3 complex
Source: RefSeq, a predicted model, not a curated record
AUGAGCACUUCUGGACGAGGUCCCCCACCUCACCACAACGAAUACCCAGACCACGACAAGAGCCGAAGGAAAAACUUUCAUUCAACAUCGUUUUUGCCAAAUUCUCAGAAGCAACAAGAGCUUAAUACGGCUCGAACAGGUCAGGAACGACUCCUGGUCGGUAACGAUUCUCGAGAUUACUCGCGUACGAAUUCCCAUGGUUCGUUCCCGCUGAUACCGAACCACACGCUGCCUCACUCCAACCCCGAUGGCUGGCCCCGUCUUCACUCCCCCCGUAAUGGUACCGUACGUCAAAAUCAUCAAUCUUCCAAGAAGUUGCCCCAUCUGCCAUCAAGUCGUUCCACUUUGAACACCACUCGCGGCAACCGCGACAACGCCCACAGUAUAAGCCAUUAUUCUGGAAAUGUUGAUCGAUAUCACCUGAAUUCACUGCAUCAUUGGACUUCGCGCCUGCCUGUUGCAUUAAGCAAGCAAUUAUCUAAUGAAGAAGUCACCGCUGUCGCCGCGGCCGCUCUGGAAGCAUUCACCAGCCAUCCUGACAUGGUCGCGCUGGAUAUUGAUUAUGAUGAGGAAAUGCAAGAGGAGACGUUUGAAGCGCCGUUACCUCGGUCUGAUAUGGAGGCUUCACCUAUUAUAGCGCACCCGCCAGUUGUUGAUGUGACGCGUCAUGCAUGUGAUCUGCUUGAACUGGAGAUUGCCUAUACCACAGCUUAUCCCCUCACUUUGAUCGAAACACAAUAUAAUGAGCUUUGUGACGAAUUCAAGAGUGUGAUGCCAAAUGAUGGGCAAGGUAAUUCUUACUCAAAAUAUUCACCAAUGCAUCCUAUCAAAACCCUUUCUGAAUAUCCAUGUUACAAUCGCAAUAUUUCCAAGUUUAAGCAUACCAAGCACUUGCGGUUAUUAUCUUCACUCAAAAGUCAGCGUGAUAGCUUACGUUCCAAAAAGUUGAAACUCGUUAGAGAAUAUCAAGACCGUAACCGCAUUUGGCAGAGGGAACGUGAAUGGAUGGAUCAGCAAAUCCGACUACUUCAUCCACCUGAUGAUGAGAUGCGUCGUGAAAUUGAUUCGCUGGAUAUCAAAAAACAACAGCUGCUGCCACUUUUGCCCGUGGAACCGGAACCUAUCCCUGAUCAGAUUCCACAAUCAUCACGCCGUUCAAGAGGAAGACGCGGUGAUUUGGUGGCUUCUGAGGCUGAAUUCCAAGAAAUAUUACAGACUCUUGGGAAAGAACUGGAUGAGGAUCCCAUAAUUCGAGCUGAGCGGCAUGCUGCCACUAUACCCGACUUGAUUUUGGACCCAGUCCAGAGAUACUAUGUCAGAUUCAUGGACUCCAAUAAUGUCGUUCGCGAUAAGGAUGAGUGGGCACUGCGUGUCAAGACUGACUUCGUUGAUAAUUUUUCGGAGCUGGAACACAAAUUAUUUUGUGAAGCGUGGUGCCUUUACCCGAAGAAGUUUGGUGCCAUAUCUCGCCAUAUUGGUGGUUUGAGAACGGCGCUGGAUUGUGUUGUUCAUUACUACGCGACCAAGAAGCAAGUUAAUUACAAGCAAUUGCUUCUUCAGUAUAAAAAGAAAGCUGCUGCGGCUCGCAAAAGUCGUAAGUCAAAGUCGCUGCGGUCCCGCAAUUCGCCUCAAAGUCAAAGCUCUGAGAACCCUUCACUGGGGGAUUUCGUUAUUCAACAAAUAGACUCACCCGAGGCGCCGAUUAUUGGUUUAUUGGGCCAACUGGAUGUUGAUGACGUAAAAACUCGGAAGCGUUCAUCUGCCCCAAAGGAUGAAAAAAAUCGAAGAAAACGCAAGAAAGAGGAUGAGACAGAGGUGUCAGAGUCGCAGGCCAUCCCAAUUACCACAAAUGGUACAGAUGGGAACAUGGAACAUUCACAAGCUUCUUUAGCAGGACGUGAUUCGGAAACGAUAGCAGCUUGCGAAGAUGCUGAUUCUACUAGUGAUGAUAAAAAGCUGAGUUAUUGGUCAAUCACCGAAAUCCUGAUGUUCCCUGAUCUUCUUCUCAAGCACGGGUCAAGGUGGAAUGAUAUUGCGGAGGAAUUGCUGACGAAAUCUGCGGUCAUGGUUCGUAAUUAUUUUUUACGAAAUGCUGAUAAAUACAACUGGAGUCUGAUUGUCGAAACAGUUGAUAAUGGUAUGGAAGUGCCUCUUGGACUGUUUAGACAUCAGCCUCCAACAGCUUCAGUUCAAACAGAACAACUUGCGAAGGUCAAUAUUAAUCUGCUAUUGUCCGAUACGUCUCCUACAAAACCGACAGUGUUGGCUCCUGUAAACGCUGCAGUUAUCCCCCAAGCUGCAGCCACUGCUGUCGCGGCCCCUUCACUUCCGUCACCUCCCAUCCGCUCCUCCAUUAUGAGUCUUUUGAAUACUGAAACUGAGUCCAACCCGGCAGUGGUGGUGCCGGCCCAUCACCAAAACAAAUUACUGGAUAUUUUGAAUUCGCUGCCUGCUCCACAAAUUCCAGUAGUGGUGGCCCCUUCACGUUCGUCGAAACACAAACUCGCCGAUCUUUUAUCGGCUGAGCCAAAUUGA